AUGGUGAACGUUGGUAUUAACGGAUUUGGUCGUAUUGGCCGUAUUGUGUUCCGCAACUCGCUGAACCACGCUGACACGGAUGUGGUGGCUGUGAACGACCCGUUCAUUGACCUUGACUACAUGGUGUACAUGCUCAAGUACGACUCGACGCACGGCCGCUUCGACGGUGAGGUGUCGGCUCGUGAUGGCAAGCUGAUUGUGAAUGGCCGUGCCAUCCACGUGUACGCUGAGAAGGACCCUAGCAACAUCCCGUGGUCGGAGAGCGGUGCGCUCUACGUGAUUGACUCGACGGGUGUGUUCAAGUCGAUCGAGAAGGCCUCGGCUCACCUGAAGGGUGGUGCGCGCAAGGUCGUGGUGUCGGCUCCCUCGGAGGACGCGCCGAUGUACGUGUGCGGUGUGAACCUGGACUCGUACAAGACGUCGGACAACAUUGUGUCGAACGCCAGCUGCACGACCAACUGCCUGGCGCCGCUGGCCAAGGUGGUGCACGACAAGUUUGGCAUCAUUGAGGGUCUGAUGUCGACGGUGCACGCCACGACGGCUACGCAGAAGACGGUCGAUGGUCCCUCGGCCAAGGACUGGCGCGGUGGCCGCGCUGCUGGCGCCAACAUCAUCCCCUCGAGCACGGGUGCUGCUAAGGCUGUCGGCAAGGUGAUUCCCAGCCUGAACGGCAAGCUCACGGGUAUGGCGUUCCGUGUGCCUACGAUCGACGUGUCGGUCGUGGACCUGACGGUGCGCAUUGAGAAGGGCGCGUCGUACGACGAGAUCAAGGCCGAGAUCAAGCGUGCCUCGGAGAACGAGCUCAAGGGUAUCCUCGGCUACACGGAGGACGAUGUGGUGUCGCAGGACUUUGUGGGCGACAACCACAGCUCGAUCUUUGAUGCCAAGGCCGGUAUCGCGCUUGGCCCCAACUUUGUCAAGCUCGUGUCGUGGUACGACAACGAGUGGGGCUACUCGCGCCGCUGCCUGGACCUCAUCGCCUUCAUGGCCAAGAAGGACGGUGCCAACUAA
This is a messenger RNA of Malassezia restricta, 1011 nucleotides long. Its product is annotated as glyceraldehyde 3-phosphate dehydrogenase. The transcript has a single exon. The record is from RefSeq and is a predicted model, not a curated record. Lineage: Eukaryota; Fungi; Basidiomycota; Malasseziomycetes; Malasseziales; Malasseziaceae. Gene Ontology annotation, molecular function: oxidoreductase activity, acting on the aldehyde or oxo group of donors, NAD or NADP as acceptor; NADP binding; NAD binding. The coding region runs from base 1 to 1011 and encodes 336 amino acids. Gene Ontology annotation, biological process: glucose metabolic process.